This is a messenger RNA of Cylicostephanus goldi, 1377 nucleotides long. Lineage: Eukaryota; Metazoa; Nematoda; Chromadorea; Rhabditida; Strongylidae. The record is from the annotation of a GenBank genome assembly.
CUCUAAUGUAGAGUUUUCUAGAAAACCAACGGGUCUUUGAGCCUUCUCGAUUUACCGCUAGCCCCACCUCCUCCAGCACCCGUUGACGAUGAAGGCUACACGAUAAGGGAGCAGGAAAAUGACAAAGAGGAUACGAAUUGGUCAUCUUGUAGCAGUAGCGAUGAAGAGGAUGAGAAUACCUUACAACAGUCAAAAAUUCGAAGCUUGACCAUUCGGCCAGCGGAUUCAGCUAAAACCAUGAAUGCAUCUGUGGAUGAACUGCGAGAUGCUAUUGGGCAUAUCAAUAUAUGUAGGAGUAAUACUUUUGAUAAGGACCCUUGGACAAUUGGUGGUUCAAAUCGUCCCCCGAUGUUUUCACAAUCACUAAGUGGUGGCAGCUUGAAGCCGCUUCGACCGUGUCACACUGCUGAUGGUCGAUUCAGAUCGACUUUCAACGAGUCUGAUUUUGGCAAGAGCAACGUUCCGCUGAACUUCUCAGCUUCGAUGGGACCUGUAGCGGGAAUGGCCCGCGCGCGACCAAGAAGUAACACACCUACGCUCAACUCUGCCUUUGGUGCUGGUGGUGCUACGUUGAGAAAGGACUCCGUGGGAUCUUCAGAUUGGGGAUCUUCCUUUGCUAUCAACAAUAGUGAUGGAAAUCAUUCGUUUGGAGAGUCAUCGUUCAAUUUAUCACAGUCUACGGCGAAUCUCAUGCAGGCCACAAUCAGUGAACAUCGUGUACCAGUAGCGAUGGCAAUCAACGAAUAUUCGCAUGUGUGGUUCAAGGGAGGAGAUAUAGAAAAUCGUGUUACUCGAACGUUUGGUACUGUGCUAAUCUCCUUUGCUGCAUCAUCAUUGCCUCUUUUGACGGAUGUGCACUCCGACAUUGAACCCCUUCUUUUCAAUCUCACUGACGCAGACAUGAUCAAGUCUGUGGUGCCGAAUAAACAGCUUCUUUUACCUGAUUCUGUUGCUUCCCAACAUGGUCCGUCGUAUCAUUACCAAUUUGAUCGACUCGGCUUGGCAAAUUGGCUGCUUGCUCAGCAAAAAGAAAAACCGAGCGCUGCAUUUUUCAACGCUGAGGUGGUACGUUACGAGCUAUGCGAUGAUGCGCGGGUCACUCAGCCUCCACUAUACAUCACUACCUAUUGGAAGUGUGAAGAGGACCACACAGAUGUUCGAAUCGACUAUCAACUAAACAACGAAUGCUCCAUAACAACCCCGCUAUUGAAUCUAGUCUUUACCACCAAGGUUUCUGGGGAAGUCAGCAGCGUGACAUCCGAUCCAACGGCUGCUUGGCAUGGAGAUUGUACGGGUUCGCUCAAGGCUCGAAUACAUCUUUCCGGCGGCGGACCAUCGCAACCGGCACAUGCCCAUGUACAGUUCCAGGUAAAAUAA